Camellia sinensis is the source of this 3425-nucleotide messenger RNA. The record is from RefSeq and is a predicted model, not a curated record. NCBI's taxonomy places the organism in Eukaryota, Viridiplantae, Streptophyta, Magnoliopsida, Ericales, Theaceae.
CUAACAAACUGAUGCUCCAAAGGAUUUAUGGCACAGCAUGGGAGGAUGAAAAACAAUUGAAAGCAUACCUUCAUUUUAAAGAGGUGGCUAAACACUGGGAUCACAGGUGCCUUGGCCAAGAUCUUGAUCUGUUCUCGAUACAGGACGAAGCUGGUGGAGGUUUGGUGUUCUGGCAUCCAAAGGGGGCCAUUGUAAGACACAUAAUAGAAGAUGCCUGGAAAAAAAUUCACAUGGAACAUGGUUAGAUCUGUUGUACAUUCCCCACGUAGCAAAGGCAGAUCUUUGGAAGAUCAGUGGUCAUCUCGAUUUCUACAAAGAGAAUAUGUAUGAUCCGAUGAAGAUUGAUGAAGAACUUUACCAGCUUCGACCAAUGAACUGUGCUUACCAUAUUUUGGUUUAUAAAGAAGCUGCACUCUUGUAAGGAUUUUCCAAUCAGGGUUGCAGAGCUGGGAACUGUAUGUAGAUAUGAAUUAUCUGGAAGCUUACAUGGUCUUUUCCGUGUAAGAGGUUUCGCACAGCACAUGAACCACUUCGAGGUGAGGUGUAUCCAUCCACAAAUUUUCAGAUCUGAAAUACGGAUGAUAUGAGUGAGAAAUAGAGAGAGAGAAGAGAGAAGAGAGAAGAGGGAAGAGGGAGGAGAUGAACCUGCCUCUGUUCUGUGACUCUCCGGCUGCCCCUUUGUUCUUCAACACAAAACACUGAUCUGUUUACGUCUUCACCGAAGUGCUGCUUCCACAGCUUCUUGGGGAAGAUACACCUUGGGAAGGUUAUUCAAAAAGAUAACAAAUACUCAAGUGAUUGAAGCCCAAAAAACAACUAUAAUUCAUAUUCAAAAAUGCCACGACAAAAGGGUGCCAAUGAUGAAUCCCCAAGUGAUAAUAUUGGUUGGAAAUUUGGAACUCAAGUUGAAGGCACUAGACAUCAUAUUAUUUGCAAAUUUUGUGGACAUCACAUUAAAGGUGGGAUUACGCGUUUCAAACAACAUUUAGCACAUCAAACAGGACAAGUGCGUUCUUGUCCUAAUGUUAGUAGAGACGUGAUGCAAGAAAUGAUGAAACAUUUACAAAAUAAGAAAAUGAGUAAAGUAAACAAACAAAAGAGAAAAGCUGAAUUGAAAGCACAUAUUAGGGGAGAUGAUCUCUAUGAUGAAAAUGAAGAGGGAGAUUUUGUAGAUCUUCGAGAUGAUGACUCUGACUCUGAUCCAGAGAUGGCCAGGGCUAGACAAGUAAGUAUUCGUUCACAACAACAAUGGGAGGAAAGGCUACAAUGUAGACGAGGUGUUGCAGGUCAUGGAUCACAAUACGAUGCAGGUGGUAGUUCUGGUGCAGAGGGUAGUGCUCAAAGAAUGCCAAAAGGGUCAGGUAUUGCUAAUGUUUUUCGUCGAUCACAAUCUGUGCGUGAAACUGGUGGGAGUGGACGUAAUUGGAUUACGCCCAAUGCUCCUGCAGCAAGGUUGAGGGCAAUGGAUGUACAACUCCAAAAGAGCAAGAGUACAAAGCAGCGAAAAAUCUCCACAAUGAAUUUACAGAAGCUAAAAAAGAGAUUGGGACGGGUAGUGUCCAAGUUUAUACUCUAUAAUCGUAUUCCAUUCAAUGCAGUUGAUUUAGAGUAUACACAACCCAUGCUUGAUGUUGCUGCUGAAGUAGAGCCAAGAGUAAACGGUCCUAGUGCUUAUGAAGUUUCUGAAAUAUAUUUGGGCAUGGAGCAUGAUGAGCAUGAUGAAAUGACAGAAUGGAUAGGAUCAUUCAAGGGAAUUUGGGCAGAGAGAGGUGUAUCCAUCAUGUGUGAUGGUUGGAGCAGUCUAACUCGGCAACACAUCAUCAACUUCUUAGUGUACUGCAAUAGAGGAUAUUUUUUAAAUCCUCAAUUCCAAUAUGGUGUUACCUCAUCCAAUGAAAUGAUAAGAGAAGUGAUGGAUGGACUUAAAAAAGUAAUUACCAGACUGGAGCCUAAUAUGGAUGCUCAAGUGAAAGCAACAAAUCAAUUGUUGCUGUUUCGAGAUAAACAGGAAACUUUUGGUACUCUUUUAGCACAAAGAGCAUGGAAACAAUCAAAUCCAGCUGAGUGGUGGAUUAUUCAUGGCAGUUAUGCUCAUGAACUUCAAAAAAUAGCUGUGAAAGUAUUAAGUCAAACCACCACAUCAUUUCACUGUGAACGUAAUUGGAGUACUUUUAGUCUCAUCCAUACGAAGACGAGGAAUAGAUUGAAAUAUAAGAAAAUCCAAAGAUUAGUCUUCAUCACCUACAACAUGAGAUUAAAAUUGAGACACGUUAAAAGAAGCAGCCAAGAGGAGAUUGAUAGGAGUUUUAAUUCUAUUAACUUGGAUUAUAUAUUUGAAGAAGAUGAUCCAAUAAGUCCAUGGAUAGAAGAAAGGGAAAAUCCUUUGCUAAAUGGUGUGGAUAAUUCUGAAUGGCUAGAUUUGGUCUCAAAUGAUGAUGGUGGUGGUGGCAACGACAGCAAUGGCAAUGGCGGCGAUGGCAGCGAUGGAAACGAUGGUGGUGGCACUCAUAGAUAUCAAGCUCGACGCACUUCUCAAAGCUCAACUCCUACUCCAACUCAAAGUGAUAAUAGUGGUGGUUUAACACAAUCUGAUGGAGGAGGUGAUGAUGGUGAUGGUGAAGGCACUUCUCACGGUGAUGGUGGUGGUGGCGGCAGCGACAAUGGUGGUGAUGGCGGUGAUGGUACUAGUUUUGGUGCAGGAAGAAGAUUUUAUUGGAGGAUUUGGAUUAUGUGAUGUUGGGGAACAUUAUGAUAUUGGAGAACCUGUUGCACCUUUACCCCAACUACCUAGGAGGUUUUGUGGUAGUGAUACACGUAGGGAUGAAAGAAGAAUAAGAAGUAGAGAAUAACAGCUUGAUUCAUCUGAUAGUAGUCAUAGUUAUCCAUAUCAUCCUUACCCAUCCUAUAGCAGUGAUAGCCAGAGCUAUCCUUACCCACCUCAACAAAAUUAUCCUUGGCCCCCUCAACAACAUGGUCCUCCAGGAUACGGUUUGCCAAAUUAUCAACAAGCCCAACAAGAGUAUGUUGAUCCUUUUCAGCCAAGGUAUCCAUUUUCUCUCCCAAUACACGAAACAGAAAAAGAUGACAUGAUGAGCACAUUUACUUAUAUAUUUCCUAUUGGAUGGGGUAAAGGUAGUAGUAAUCAAGCUUAACAAUCUGAUUCUCAAGAUGCACCAUGUCACUCAUUUUGGUGGGGGUAAAGGUAGCAGUAACAAUCAAGCUCAACAAUCUGAAUCCCAAGAUGCACCACGUCACUUAUUUUGGUGGUGACAUUAUGUAAUUUUAGUAGUAACAUUAUGUAAAAUGUAUUCUCUAUUAUUUGUGAUUUAUGCUAUGAUGUUAUGUACUUUGUCAAGUUCUGCCAUUAAGAAUAUAUACUUUUUUAAAACUAUUUGAGUUAAAAUGCACAUAUGCUCCCACAAGUA